AAACUUCAUCAAUUUGAUAAUCUUCCUAAACCAAGAAAUGCAACAGAAGAAGAACAAGAAGCAUUUCACAGUAAUAAAUCAUAUAAUAAUUUUCAUAUUCCUAAUAAUAUUGAUGAUUUUGAUAAAUUAAGUAGUAAGAAAAAUAGUACUUCAAAAAUGAGUAGAUUAUUCAAAGUUAGCAGCAAAAGGUUAUCCAAUAUAUUUAAAAGAAGCUCAAAAAAUGAUACUCAAAAUGAUUAUAAGAUUGGAGCAAUGCAACAGCAAACAAUGAAUCAUCAUAUUAAAGAUAAUGAUGAAGAUGAAGCACAUAACAAUCCAAAUCUUCAUUCAGAAGAGCAAGAUGAAUUGGAACUUCCUGAAGAUAUUUAGAUACACAUUAUAUAAAAUAAACAAUAUUAUUACGUCUGAUUUUUUUUCUUAUCAUAAAUUACUUAAACGUUAUCGUUAAAGAAAUCUAAAUUAUAAUUAAAAUCAUUCAAAAAUGAAGUCUAUCCCCCGAAUAUAAACAAUUCGAAGUAACUAAAAUCAUCCAAAGAGGUACUGGUGAAGGAUUUCAUAUGGAAUAAUUUUGAGAUCUAGUACGAGGGAUAUAACUUUGAUGAGUUAUUUUUUUUUUCAAGAUUCUUGGUUGUAAUCUGUUUAUUAUUUUUUUUUUUAUAU
This is a messenger RNA of Rhizophagus irregularis DAOM 181602=DAOM 197198, 660 nucleotides long. RefSeq lists its product as uncharacterized. NCBI's taxonomy places the organism in Eukaryota, Fungi, Glomeromycota, Glomeromycetes, Glomerales, Glomeraceae. The record is from RefSeq and is a predicted model, not a curated record.